Molecule: messenger RNA, 2552 nt
Organism: Lingula anatina
Lineage: Eukaryota; Metazoa; Brachiopoda; Lingulata; Lingulida; Lingulidae
Source: RefSeq, a predicted model, not a curated record
UGUGUUACAACAUUUCAGGAAUUGGCGGAGUUUUUAAAUUUGUGCUCUCCAAUUUUUGGGACGAUAUCGCGUGUGCCGGUAUGCUGUUGGCGCAGCAGCUGGACUGUGGAAGUCUCACCCCAGGGAACUGUAAAAAGCUAGAUGAGCUAGAUGCCAAGAGAGCUCAGAUCACCGCCAAGGUCAACGCGACAUUAGAGCGCGAGGUCUACUGGUCCGUGCUAAACUAUACCAACGACGAAGCCAUUGAUUACAUCAGCAAGAUCAGCAAGGAGCUCGAAGUCAUCGCAAGCUCGAACAUUCGGCUCAUGGAGAUUCUGCGAACCAUCAGCGUCGUCGAGGAGAAUGAGACGGUAUACGUUCCCGAUAAUAAUGACGAAGUAGUUGAGCAGCAGAUACGAUUCAGGGCAAACCUCACAGAGUUCAUAAACGGCAUGAGGGCCACGACAGAGGAACUGGAAUCGGAAAUCGCCGAUUAUUAUAAGAAAGAUUUUGCUAUGCUUGCAAUGAUGACCUUGAUUCCCAUCCUGGCUAUGCACACAGGUUUGAUCACGACUACGGCAAGAACAUGGGCGCUUAGCCAGUCUCAGAAUUACCAAGUCGUAGAAUUAGUCGGGGCAAGAGGCUCGUAUCAACUCGCGUAUGAUAAAAAUGGGAAAAUGUUCAUCGUCCAACAGGAGCCAGGCAAUCUAGGAAAACUGAAAGUCUACGCCAAGCUCAGCGAAACUGGUAAGGUUGGGUCAUUUUGGAAGUUCAUGAUGCCAGCGGGCCAGAGUGCGGCUACGAAGUCCUUUUUGGAAUCCGUUGACUACAAUCGGGCUAAACAAGUAGCCAGUUUGAUGAGGCUGGAACCUGACUACCUGCAGAAAUUGAAGUCGUCGGGCCAUCUCCCGGCUUUUCUGAGAUCAACCGAUGGGCUGACCACACAGCAGUUUGACGAGUUUGUCGAAACCGCUAAAACCAAAGACCCGAAGGUGAUGUUUAGCGCCGAGUUUGCGGACACAACCAUGCCAAAAUGGAUGAGUCAAACAUUAAGCAUUUUCGACCCAAGUGAUAUAGCGGCUGUGGACGCGUACAACAAGCUGAAAGCGGCUAGCCCAGACCUACUGGCAGAUCUGGAGAAAAAAGGGAAACUUGGCGCCUUUAUCUCGCAGUCCAAAGGUCUGGUAGGUGACGAUUUCAACGAAUACAUGAAUAAAGUCAAGCAAGCAAACCUUGAAGUUGACGGCUUGAAGAAUUUCGACUUCGAUGCACCCGCCAAAAGUGUAAAAUCGUUUAGCUGGGAGAAAAUUAAGUCUGGCUGGGCGUCCAUUGCGAACAAACAACUGUUUGAUUUCCAAGGAAGGAAGAUCAAAGUCAGUACCUUUGUUAAUAUGGCCAACAUCGGUUCUUUGCUUAACGUCGGGCUGUGCAUAUACAUUGCCGCAGAAAGCAGCAUUACAGUGGACGAACAAGUCGAAGAAAUUGAAAGGCGGGUCAACAAAGCCUCCGACGAGAUCGAUGAAAAGAUGGCCGAAUUGGAAGUCCUGAUAACCGACGAAGAGAAUUACUUUGAUACAGUGAAAAAUAACUUCUAUGAUAUCGUCAGCAUGUUUGAUGUGAGCGAGGACUCCACCGGAAUCGCCGCCGACCCGGACUGCCAAGAUUCCCUCUGCAUUUUCUUAAGAGACGCUGCCGAGUUGAACCCAAUAAAGAACUACAUCGCCGCUUGGCCGAACGCUUCCAUCACCAACGAGACCAUUUUGCACGCCCAGGCCUACUUCCUGAGUAACCUCACGGAAUCCAAGUACCAAAUGGUCCAGCUAUACCGAGUGGCCGAGAUGGUGGCACAAGUCAUGAUCUGGGUCCAAAGCGACGAGUCCAUUGACCAGAUGAUGGCAAACGCGGUCACGCUUUCCAAACCAUUCGACUCCAAAUACGACCUACUCCGCCUCAUUGCCCUGGCGUUCCCUGAUAGAGACGAGUAUACUGGGUAUCCACUGAAAUGCAUCCGCAGCGGAAGCAUAACAAGCGAAGCGGAGCUAGAUACGUGGAUGACCAGUAACCAGGUUAAGACGAUAGACCCCGACGUCACCGACUACAUUUCAUCUGGAGUUGAUUUUGACCAAUCUGUUAGCGCAAUUGUUGGAAAGUUGGUCACUAAGUAUCCAACGGGUUGUGGUGGCGGGGAAUGCACCACUGAAGACGUCCUUAAGGAAAUCGCCGUGAAUGUUCUUCCCAAUGCCGACUCGUACGACGGCGUUGAUCUUGCUCCUUACAGAGUCGUUACGAUCACCUGUCCUGCGGAAACUACUACUACAACUACAACCACUACGCCACCAAGUCCAACAAUAUCCGAAGAGCUACUGCAGCGCAUAAGAGACAUGUUCAAAAAUAUAAGGCUUCCAACGUUCCCAAGUUUUUCUUGGGGUCGAAAAUAAUUCGAUAGAUGUCAAAUAUCUUUUAGAAUAAGACCUACGUAUUUGUAUACAAAGAGCUUACAUAUUACAAACAUGUCAAGUUCAUCAUGCGGUGACGUUUAGGCAUUUGAUACAGAUUGUUCAAAUUUGCAAGUU